Amyelois transitella is the source of this 2394-nucleotide messenger RNA. RefSeq lists its product as uncharacterized. Gene Ontology annotation, cellular component: spindle midzone; chromosome, centromeric region; chromosome passenger complex. Lineage: Eukaryota; Metazoa; Arthropoda; Insecta; Lepidoptera; Pyralidae. The coding region runs from base 197 to 1021 and encodes 274 amino acids. The transcript has 7 exons. Gene Ontology annotation, biological process: mitotic sister chromatid segregation. The record is from RefSeq and is a predicted model, not a curated record.
GUUCGUUGUCGUCUGGCUGGUCCGUCUGUCUGUUGUCUUUGUUUUGUUUGUAUUGCAUCGUUUUGAUAUGUAGUCUUGAAUGUUAUUUAUGUAAAUAAAUGGCAAACUAGUAUUAUUUGAGCAGAACCUACAAUUAGUGUCUCAUAUCCACACAAUAUUAUUAUAGUUAGUUUGAAAGUGCAGAUAUUCUUUAGACAUGCCACGAACAAAAAAGCCUACAAAACACCAGGAGAAAUUAGUGGAAGAAGAUGAUACUUGGAAGAAAUUCAAUAAAUUGGUGAUAGAUCAAAAGAACAAAAUAGACCAACGUGCUAACAUGGAGCUUCGGACCUUGGAGAUCACAUUCAAGAUACUGUUAGGGUCUCUGAGUGCCAAAUAUCUUCAAAUGACCGUGGGGCAAUUGAAAAAUGAGCUCCAUCUUAAAGAAGUGACGAACACUAGAAGAACUCGCAACUCCACACGAUCAGCGUCGCAUGAUGAUGGCUACCUGACUGAGAACUCGUCACAGGGCUCCGGGGAGAGAGGAACCAAGAGGUUUGCCGUCCCGUCGACGACUAGUCGUCCGACCGGUCGCCGCUCGCGGUCGGCCGACUCGUCCGCCCGCAAGCCUCCGUCCACCAUCGCCAAGACGAUACAGCGUCGCCGCAGCCGGUCCGUGUACAAAACGCCGGCAUACAACAAGAACGCCAUGGUGAAUUACCCGGCUAUCACGCCAAAGGUGACUCCGCACACCCCGCUGACGAUCCUGAGGCAGCCACGUCAGGGCGAGAUGGUGGUUUCCAUGUCUGGAUCUCCUGUUAUGGUGCCAACCUGUUACACCAUGCAGCCAGAGGAGAAAGCCAACUGCAACAUCCUAUUACAAGACGGCACUAUGCUCUCCCUACAACCUAAACAGCUUCAACAAACCCAGGACUACAUCCCGUAUUCCCUGAUGGACAGCAAUGUGCUCAACCAACUGAAGAUACUCAGAGAAAAUCUGGACAAAGUGGUCAAGUUUGGAGAGAAGAAAGUUGUCAAGUAAAUUCGAGUAUUGCUAUGAGAAAACUUGAUUUUUUUAGUUGAAACUUAUUUGUUCCUAGAAUAACUAAUAGAUAACUUGCCCCAUUUACAACCUGCCCCAUUUCUAGAAUCAUCUACUCUACCUCGUCCCAAUUUAAGUCGACUGAAUUGGACAAGUUUUAAAUUAACAGUGUUGAUGGGACAAGUUUAGUAGGUAAGAUGUUUUAAAAGCUAAACAGCUUCAACAAACCCAGGACUUCAUCCCGUAUUCCCUGAUGGACAGCAAUGUGCUCAACCAACUGAAGAUACUCAGAGAAAAUCUGGACAAAGUGGUCAAGUUUGGAGAGAAGAAAGUUGUCAAGUAAAUUCGAGUAUUGCUAUAAGAAAACUUGAUUUUUUUAGUUGAAACUAAUUCGUUCCUAGAAUAACUAUUAGAUAACUUGCCCCAUUUACAACCUGCCCCAUUUCUAGACUCAUCUACUGUUUGCAUUUCGUCCUAUUCUUAUACUGAACUGAAUUGGACAAGUUAUAAAUUAAGUCUUGAUGGGACAAGUUUAGUGGUUAAGAUGUUUAAAAGCUAAACAGCUUCAAUAAACCCAGGACUACAUCCCGUAUUCCCUGAUGGACAGCAAUGUGCUCAACCAACUGAAGAUACUCAGAGAAAAUCUGGACAAAGUGGUCAAGUUUGGAGAGAAGAAAGUUGUCAAGUAAAUUCGUGUAUUGCUAUAAGAAAACUUGAUUUUUUUAGUUGAAACUUAUUUGUUCCUAGAAUAACUAUUACAUAACUGGCCCCAUUUACAACCUGCCCUAGUUUUAGACUGUUCCCAUACUGUUUCAAGUUAGGUCAACUGAAUGAAACAAAUUAUUAAUUGACAUAAUUUGAUGGGUAGAACACAUUUAUUAAGGUGUUUUAAAGGCAUAACAGCCUCAGCAACCCAUGAAGAUACGCAGGAAAAUACCAAAAAUAAUAAAUAUAUAAAGUCGACAAAUUUUGGGAAAAGAAUAUUGUUAAGUUAAGAAAACUUAUUUAUUUUUAAAUCGUCCCUCAUUCUAUGCUAAUUUAUUCAAGCAAGCUCCCUCUCCAUUUACAACGUGGCCCUCGUGGACUUGUUUGUUACUGUGCUUGAUUUAAUCGUAUAUGUGGCAAGUUGUCUUUAAUUCUUCCGAUCAAUAAAUUAAUGAGUUUAAAAGAAGAAGCAAAUGCCCAUUAUUUGAUUCUUUUAAAAUCUUUAAUUAUUGAAAAUGUGUGAUAGAAAAGGAACAAUUCAAGAGUAAUCUUAGUUUAGUUUGACUGAAGUUAAUGUGUGUGAAUGUUGAGUACUUGUGUAUGUAUUACCAUCAAUUAUUAAUGUUAUGGCUGUUCUAUUGUGUGUUUGUGUUUAUUAGUAUUAAAAU